Coccomyxa subellipsoidea C-169 is the source of this 582-nucleotide messenger RNA. Its product is annotated as Translin. Gene Ontology annotation, molecular function: sequence-specific DNA binding; RNA endonuclease activity; RNA binding. Bases 1 to 582 code for a protein of 193 amino acids. Gene Ontology annotation, cellular component: cytoplasm; nucleus. The record is from RefSeq and is a predicted model, not a curated record. NCBI's taxonomy places the organism in Eukaryota, Viridiplantae, Chlorophyta, Trebouxiophyceae, Coccomyxaceae. The transcript has 5 exons.
AUGCGUGCAGACAUCCAGAAGCUGGCGAAGCAGGCGAUCUUUGCAGCGCACCGCAGCGAUCUUGAGAAGAGCUUAAGCCAGACAGCGGAGGCUGAGCAUAUUGCCGGUCAGCUCCUGCCCCUCGUCCAAAGCAUGCCAGACCUGCGCCAUGGAUCCUUCAGCAGCGCAAUGGAAGAGUAUGCCGAAGCCAAGAUCUUCCAAGCCUUCCUGGAGCAUGGGCGCGUCAUCCCUUCGAAAGAGCUGCCCAUUGUGGAGCGUGAUGAGUACCUGGGUGGCGUCCUGGAUUUCACGGGGGAGCUGAACAGGUAUGCGAUAGCGAAGGCGACAGUGCGGGACAUCGAUGAGGUGAAGCGGUGUCGAGGCAUUGCCGAGGCUCUGAUGGGGGAAUUUCUCCAGUUUGAUCUGCGCAAUGGGAGCAUCCGUAAGAAGUAUGACUCCCUCAAGUACACAGUCAAGAAGCUGGAGAACACACUGUACGAGCUGUCCCUGGCAGAGGCAGGCUUCAAGCCAGAGAUGGAAGCAGAUGAGGCACCCCAGCAGCAAAGGGAUGCAACAACUGACGAGCCCGGGAUGGCAGACUGA